This is a messenger RNA of Sesamum indicum (sesame), 864 nucleotides long. RefSeq lists its product as uncharacterized. Lineage: Eukaryota; Viridiplantae; Streptophyta; Magnoliopsida; Lamiales; Pedaliaceae. The record is from RefSeq and is a predicted model, not a curated record.
ACAAAUGAAUUCUAUCAAUCAUUUUUCAUUCCAAAUAUGGAUCUAUAAGCUUGAAACUUGUUGUUGAAUGUGUAAUGGUGGUUCCUCAAAAGAUAUUUUCAACUUUCCAAAAUUCAAAUCUAUUUUUCUAAAUCUUAGGAAACCUAAAUAAAACAAACUCCAAAGAAAGCGUAAAAGUACAAAAUUCACAAUGCCGGAGAAAAGGCCAAAGAAAAAUCACUUGGAAGGGUAAGAUUGGAACGAAAUUCUUCCUUUCUAUACUUUUAAGGUAUCAUCACCUCAAUUUGAGCACUGCGUUUUCAAUGGGCCUCUCAGCGUCCAAGCGAGUUCAGAAGACCCUCCGCACCUCGCCGGAGUUCGACUCCGCCUGCGCCGCCGCCUACGCCCACUGCCUCUCCCUCACUCAACACGCCUUCCCCGGAGUCAAACCAUACCAGCUCUUUUCCGCCGCGGAACACCUCCACCGCUCCUUAUCCCACUCCCUCCGCCUCAUCUCCAGGUGGGUCCCACUGCCUCCUGACCGGGCCCAAGUAGACCGCGCCCUGAAGACCGUACUCUCUCGCCGGGCGGCUCCCGAAGAGGAAAUAACGCUGGGUGAGGCGGAGUUCAAGGAGUUCGCGGUGGAGGUGUUUACGUACGCCGUCCUUUCGAGCGCCGGGAGGGAGGUUCUGAAGCGGGUGCCGCUGGGUGCGGCGGGGAUAGCGGGGUUUGGGGUGGUGGUGAAGCCUGGGAAGGAGGUUGUGGCGGCGGCGAUUGGGGCGUACGCGCUUGGUGUGGCGACCUCCAUUUUUCUCAGCCUGGAUAGUUGAUUAGUUGAGAACUCGAGGUAGCAAUUGUAUUAUCAAUGUAAUUAAAUUACUUAUA